Molecule: messenger RNA, 2120 nt
Organism: Vidua macroura (Pin-tailed whydah)
Lineage: Eukaryota; Metazoa; Chordata; Aves; Passeriformes; Viduidae
Gene: RABGGTB
Product: Rab geranylgeranyltransferase subunit beta
Exons: 8
Coding region: 360-1265 (301 amino acids)
Biological process (GO): protein geranylgeranylation
Cellular component (GO): Rab-protein geranylgeranyltransferase complex
Molecular function (GO): Rab geranylgeranyltransferase activity
Source: RefSeq, a predicted model, not a curated record
GUUUGUUACAGUACAGCUGUGGUUUUGUUAACAGUAAUAACCUUUAUUUAUUGGCUCAGAUUUAAGGGUUAGAUGCAAGUUAACAAGCUAAUUGUUUUUCACCCUGCAAUCCAAAGUAUAAAAUAAAGGUGCCCUUGUUAAUGUCUCUAGGUCUGUGAUGAGUUUUGGCAUGUAUUAUCUGACUAUAAUUUUGAAGAUUAUCAUUUUAGCUCUAUAAUUACUCUGAGACCUGAGAAACAAGCUACUAGCUUCUUCAUCCACUAGAAUGCACAAGUAGAGUUGCAUUUGCAUGUUACUCUUUUGGUGGGACAACUUACAGCAGUUUUACAGUCAUAAGUGGUUGGAUGUAGUCCACACCAAUGGGAUUCCACUUCCAGCAGGAAUACUGCAUGUCGGAAUAUUUGAGGAUGAGUGGUGUGUAUUGGGGACUGACAGCAAUGGAUCUCAUGGGGCAGCUGCACCGAAUGAACAAAGAAGAAAUUCUAUCAUUCAUCAAAUCAUGUCAACAUGAGUGUGGUGGAAUAAGUGCCAGCAUAGGUCAUGAUCCUCAUCUUCUGUAUACCCUCAGUGCUGUCCAGAUUCUUACCUUAUAUGAUAGUCUCCAUGUAGUUGAUGUAAAUAAAAUUGUUGAAUAUAUACAGAGCUUGCAGAAAGAAGAUGGAUCAUUUGCUGGAGACGAAUGGGGAGAAAUCGAUACAAGGUUCUCUUUCUGUGCUGCAGCAACUCUUGCACUUCUGGGAAAGCUGGAUGCCAUUGAUGUGGAAAAAGCAGUAGAAUUCGUUUUGUCCUGUAUGAACUUUGAUGGAGGAUUUGGUUGUAGACCAGGUUCUGAAUCACAUGCAGGACAGAUCUAUUGUUGCACAGGAUUUCUGGCUAUAACAGACCAGUUGCAUCAAGUAAAUGUUGACUUGCUGGGUUGGUGGCUUUGUGAACGUCAGUUACCUUCUGGGGGUCUCAACGGACGACCAGAGAAGUUACCUGAUGUAUGUUAUUCGUGGUGGGUGCUAGCUUCUUUGAAGAUGAUUGGUAGGAUACAGUGGAUUGACAGAGAGAAACUGCGCUGCUUUAUUUUGGCAUGCCAGGAUGAGGAGACUGGAGGAUUUGCUGACAGACCGGGAGAUAUGGUGGAUCCAUUUCAUACCUUAUUUGGUAUUGCUGGACUAUCUUUAUUAGGAGAAGAACAAAUUAAGGCCGUCAAUCCUGUCUUUUGUAUGCCAGAAGAUGUCCUUCAGAGAAUAAACGUACAGCCUGAGCUUGUAAGCUAAGCCUCGUAAGAGACAAAAGCUUUGUAUGACCAGUUGCUUUGGUUUUACUGAUUUAUAAUAUCAUCUGUGAAACUGUCAGCAUAUUCUUCUUUCAGAUGUGUUUACAUUAUGGAAGUAAAGCAGUAGCUUUGCUGUGGACUUUGUCACUUCAUAAAUUGUUUCAGAACAGGCUGAUUCUCAUAAUCUGAGUGUAACAUGUUAUUUGGUUGUAUUCUAAGAUGUGUAGAAACAUUUAAAUUCUGUAUCUAAAUCUAUGGGCCUUGGCUUGGUUUUUUUUUUUUUUUAAUGUAAGAUUCAAAUCAGAGCUUGACGGUGUGAAUGCUUAACUUUUCUAUUCCUGUAAUAUCAACCAUGCUAGUACUGGUCUUCAUACAGGCCUCUUUUGAUGGUGGAUCAUGCAAAGCACUUAAAAAAAAAAUAAACCCAAACCAAACAAACCAAUAAAAUCCUAUCUAAGCCAUGCACUUAAUACCACACAGGUAUUUAAUUAUUCCUGUUCACAUUUGCCAUCACUUUUCUAUACUGAGAAACAGCUGCUUCUUCUCACAAUAAUUGAUACCAGUAAUACCAUAAUUAUGGUUCUUUUAAAUAUACAGAUGUCUUCAUGUAUUGAUGAGUCCCUUAGACAAAAUUCUACUGAUACUUGAGAUACAGCAUACCUUGAGUAUGUAUAGUGAAACUUGCUAACAUUAAACGUUCUAGAGAAGGUCUCUGUUGGAUGGCGACUUGUGAUUGAACAUAGAGUUGAUUCUAAAUCUGUUGCUGGGUUGAAAUCCUGCUUUUGUAGCUUUUAAGACACUAAUUGUCAACACUUGAUUUUGCUGUAAUUGAAAAUAAAACUAGCUGUGGAAAAUA